AUGACUGAAGUUGUCUCGGUUAAAAAAAAUGCAGCAGUGCCUUAUAUUCCUCCUGAAAUUAUUCGAAUUAUUUUGGAUUUAUUGAGGGAUGAUAAAAAAACUCUCGCUGCCUGUGCUUUAGUUAAUCAUACUUUUAACCUUCAUUCCACUCCGGUCUUAUAUCAUACUGUCGCGUUUACUUCUCAUCAUACGUUUACGAAUUUCAUUAAUGUCAUGAAUGAUAUUAAAAAGUGUUGUUCUCAAAUGAUUCGCAACUUAGAUUUUUCCACUUUCUCUACCUGCGGCCUGCAAAAAAGUUUUGAACCCCAAAAAGUCGUCACUCCAGAAAUUUUAAUUCAUAUUCUAAGAUCUUUUCCCGAAUUAAAAGCCUUUUCGAUAUCAGAAUUUUUGGAAUCUGUAAUUACCCUUGAUGUUUUAAGAGUUUUAUUUUUAGAAUGUAAAAGCAUAAAAACUAUUGAUUUUUGUGGAUUCGAUAGUAGACAAUUUAGUAACGCUUUUGAUGAAUUUUCUAGUUUAAUUGGUCGAGUUAAAAUAGAUUCAAAGUGUAAUGAUUAUAAUGAGACAAUGAUUUCUUUUCGCAUGAUAUCCAAACCUUUAUUAUCUCAUUUACAAAGACUUUCAUUUCAUGAAUGUCCAGUAAUUUCUGAAUACUCAAUUAUUAUACCUAUUCUUGCUCAUGCACCAAAUCUUACUCACCUUGAUUUGGGCGGUUGUUCUGUAAGCGAUUUAACAUUAAAUUUCUUAGCUGGAACAAAUAUUCCAACAAAGUUAUCUCAUUUAUUAUUGGCUAAAUGUAAAAAUAUUUCUUCCGAAGCCAUUUCAUCUCUUGUUUCAAAAUGUUCUCGAUUGGAAACUCUCAAUUUAUAUGGUGACAGGGAUAUCACUACAGAUAUUAAAGAAUAUGAUUUAAUUACCAUACUUCAUUCACCAAAUGCAAAGAAUUUCCGAACUUUAGAUAUUGGAUCUUCACAGAUAACACCUUUAAUUUUAACAGCUAUCAAAGAUAAUUGCCCAUCUUUACAAUAUCUUGGUAUUUCGAAAGCACAGAUUACCAAAUUAAAUCUUAUUAAAGAUCUUUUAAUGUCCUUACCAAAUUUACAAUACGUUGAUCUUACUUCUGUUUCGUGUUUCAAUGUUUCAGGUUUCAAUCUUUUGAACGCAAACAAUUUGUUAACUGACAUAAAAAAGAACAAUCAUUCAAUUCAUACAAUCGAGAUGAGUGAAUCAUUAAUUAAAAAACUUGAUACAGUUGAUGGAUGGAAGAUUAACGCAAAUUAUGGAAGAUGGCAUUACUCUCGUGAAUCUCAGAAAGAAGAGAUUAAAUAUGAUAGAUUACAUGGUAGAAACUGGAUAUGA
Molecule: messenger RNA, 1356 nt
Organism: Racocetra persica
Lineage: Eukaryota; Fungi; Glomeromycota; Glomeromycetes; Diversisporales; Gigasporaceae
Source: the annotation of a GenBank genome assembly